AAUCCCUCACCUUUCUUCUUUAUAAAACGCCCCACUUCUUCCCCACAUACUCUCCAUGAGUAUCAAAAUUUAUUAUGAAGCGUUUUUCUUCACACAAUCUCUCUUUUCAUCUUCCUCUCUGUUUAUCAAUAUUUUUAUCUUUUAGAGUUCUUAUUAUCAUGUUUUAUAAGCUAUUGUUCUUUAAUUUCGUUUUCUUAUGUUAUAUUUCUGGAUUUGAAUCUUUUGUUUUAAUAUGAUUGAAAUCUUUGAUCCUGUAUUCUGGCAAUUGGUUUGUUAAUUUUCGAUUCUGGAUCUUGAUUCCUGUGAUUGGUUUGGUUCUUAAACCUAUAUUUGAUCGAAGCUUAUAAUUGUGAUAAGCUUACAAAAUCAUAGCUUCUAUGGUGUUAACUAAGCUUAUAAUUGCUUGAUUUCUGAAUCUUCCAACAUUUUUAUUGUUGUUUAGAAUUUCUUCUAUGCUAUAAUAUAUAUGUUUAAAUUUCGUUACUUCACUCUAUUAUUCAAUUCAGAUGUUCUUCUUGGCUAUUAUAUAUGUUUCAGAUUUGUUUGUUUCAGUCUAAUAUUGAUUCAGAUGUUAGUCUUAUAUUUUGUUAGAUUUAUUAAAAAGAUUCUGAUCUAUGUUCAUCUUAUAUUGGUUUGGUUGAUUAAAUAUAUUAUUUUAAACAAAACAAAAAAUGCUAUGGUAUGUUACAAAUUUAGACUAUUUAUUUUGAUUCAAAUGUUCAUCUUAUAUCUUCUAGAUUUAUUGAACAGAUUCCAUUCAAGUGUUCCUCUUGUUUGGUUGAUUAAACCUAUAUUAUAAUUAAAACCAAAAAAAGCUAUGAUGUUUUCCAGAUUUAGAAUAUUUAUUGAGAAAAUAGCCUAUCAAAUUUGGUAGUCUGAAAUUCCUCUUUAGGCAAAAUAAUUCAUUUCAGAGAACAAUGUAGUAGUCAUUUUAGCUGGUUUAAAUGUAGAAUGGUUAUUGGACCGGUUAUCUAUCUAUUUUGUAUCCUUUUAGGCUUGCGUUCUUGUUUACCCCAAAUUAGUUCUUCGCCUGGAGACUGACGCUAGCGAUUUGCUUGAACCUAAGAUCCAUUGUCUGGUUCUCUUUGCUGGACCUUAACAGUGUAGAUGGGUCAGUUUAAGAUGAAGUUAAAGCUGAAGUGGUUAGAGAAGAUGAAGAAAGAUAAGAGGGAGUUAAAGAAACUCAUCCAAGUGGUUGAACAGGCUUACGCUAUUAGUCUUUCUCCUCCUGUUAGCGAAACCUAUGAUAUAAAUCAUCCAGAUGGUAGCGACAAAGUCUACAAGUCCAUCGUCCUUCAUAAUAAGCUCACUGUUCUUUUAAUAUCUGACCCAUCUGCUGCAAGCAACUCUGCUGCAAUGAGUGUGAAGUUUGGAUCUUUUGAUGAUCCAAGUGAUAUGCAAGGACUAGCCCACCUGAUAGAACACAUGGUUUUCUCUGGUUCAACUAUUAAUGGUGGAGAAAACGAUUUCAAGGACUUUGUGGGGAUGCAUGGUGGUGAUGUUUUUGCUAACACGGAACCGGAAUAUAUGGGUUUCUCUUUUACGAUUGUAAAAGAUCAUUUCAAAGCUGCGUUGGAAAUGUUUGCCAAUAUGUUCAAUGAACCUCUAAUGGAUAUUGAACGUUUUAAAAAAGAGAUGAAGACACUCAAUUCAGAGUUUGAAUCUAACAAAUAUAAAGACACCAGCCGGAUGGAACAAUUAUUUUCUCAUACCUCUCCAGUAAAUCAUCCAUUCAACCGGUUCACAUGGGGCAACAAUCAAUCCUUCUCUGGCCAUGAACCGCAAGCCCUCCGUGACUGUGCUUUGAAGCUGUUCCGAAGUCACUUCGUAGGAGGUUCCAUGAAGCUCGUUAUAAUCGGUUCAGAAGCUGUAGAUGAACUUGAAGAUUUGGUCAUUGAGUAUUUUUCCAAUCUUAAACGUUGGAGAAAGACUAAUUUUGUAUUUCCUGAGUUUAAUGAUCGUCUUUGGAAGCAUGGCGUUUCUUACACACUUGAGUCUUUAGAAGAUGCCCAGAGUAUGAAGAUUUCUUGGAUAAUUCCUCCUAUCUCUCUCUCACAUUCUGAGAUAAGGCCAGAGCAGUUAAUUCACAUACUUAUAUGUGAAGAGAGUGAAGGCUCUCUUUGCUUCUUUUUCAAGUCGAAGCACUGGAUCACUUCUUUCACUGCAUCAGUUGGUCAUGAGUAUAUGUUUUCAGAUGUUGGAAAUUGUUCUUUUUCAUCUACAGCUGGAGGUCAACUAUUUACGAUCAAUUUAGAUAUGACCCAUGCUGGAUUGGAGAAUAAAUAUGAAAUGGUUUCAUAUAUAUAUCAGUAUCUUCAUAUGUUAAGAACCUGUGGAUCUUCUACACUGCUUCUUUCACUCAUUGAAGAUUACAAACUUUUACUACAAAUGAAGUAUCAAUGCAUGGAUAGUGAUUGUAACCAGCUUGGUGAUCCAGUUAAUUUUUCUUUGGCUCUUGCAGUUAAUAUGCUCAGUUUCCCAGUGUCACAUGCUGUUUCUCUCGACUUUUGUUAUGAGUUUGGUGAUCUCACAGCAGUCCAAGAUAUGCUUAGAAAUUUCACAACUAACAAUAUGCGGAUUGAUCUAUUAACAAAGUCAUUCACCAAAGAAGAAGAAACACAAGAAGAGCCAUAUUUUUCUUCCAAGUAUAAAGAAGAACCAAUUCCACACCAUUACCUUCAGAAGUGGGAGAGUUCCCAAUUCCUGCAUUUUCCACAACGCAACAGCUUUAUGCCUGCAACAUGUUUUUGGAAAGAUGUUCCUGAUUAUCUCAAAAACGAGGAGAUUCUAGAUGUUGACCAUGAGGACAAGACUGGUGAUGUGGAGAAUUCAAAUUCUGAUGAAAUGGAGGAGGAUCCAGAUUCAAACAAUGACGUUCAAAUGGAUGAGGAUCCAGAUUCUUUCGAAAUGGAGGAGGAUCUAGAUUCUGACAGUGAAGUUCAAAUGGAUGAGGAUCCAGAUUCUUGCGAAAUGGAGGAGGAUCUAGUUUCUGACACAUCUGAGGAGGCCGAUGAUGAGGAGACUCCUUAUCAACCCAUUAUUGUUGAUGGUCAUAACAAGCUCUUCUACCGACAUCAAGUUGUAGCAUUGUCUACCGCUUGUUUCAACGUCUACAUGAAUGUUUCUCCUGGAGUAAUCCCUCAUAUGGUUGCUAGAAUCUAUUUUGAGAUGCUCAAACACGAGCUCAGCCCUAUCAUAUACAGGGGUGUUGAUGCAUAUGUCUAUCCUCAGUUAUCAUUUCGAGAUGAUAACACCAUAGAGAUUGAACUCUAUGGUUAUGCAGGAACGAUUAGAGAUUUUAUGUCUUCUUUUUGUGAGGAGUUUAGAUCUUUUGUUCCUACUCUUGAAGUUUUUGAGAUCAUAACUGAAAAGAUGUUGAGACAGUUCUAUCUCACAUCACGAGAUCUCAUUGUGCAUGGAAAGCAGUUACUAUCUGAGUUUAUCAUCGAAGGACAGCUCAGCAUGGAUGAGAAAUUCAAUGCAAUGAAGUUAAUCUCUUUUGAAGAUCUGAACGCCUUUUUACCUAAAACGCAGCAGAUUCGCAUAGUCGGAUUAUUUUUGGGGAGUUUCUCUGAAGACUAUUGCAAACAAAUCCUAGGUUUAUUCAAACCAUUUGGAGAGUUUGAAAUUCCAAGGAAAUCAGGAACUAAGAAAGAGCUAGCUCUCAUUUCUCCAUACAGAGUGUCUGCUAUGCCAAUAACUGAGAUUGAAAGUAAUUCUUUGGCCAAGGUAUACUACCAAAUGACUUGUGAAGAAAAUUCUAAAGAUUUUAAGUCGAACAGGAUCUCAGCCUUCUUACAUCUCUUGAAGUCUAUGGUAGAUGAGCAAAUAUAUACUGAUUUGAGGCUGAAACAGAGGCUUGGUUAUCUUGUUGGUUGUGAGAUUCACAACCAACAUGGGACUAAAGGAGUCUAUUUCUAUGUUGUCUCCUCUGAACAUAAACCGAUGCAUCUCUUGGAGAAAAUAUAUGAAUUUGUUGCUUCUCUGCGUCACUAUCUGGUCAAUGUUGAAGAGAAAACUUUUGAACUUUACAAAAGUGGAAUUGAUGUGCCAGAUGACUCUGAUAUGUCUUCGGACCUGAUUCAUGAUGACAGCAGUUGCAUAAGAGGUCAUCACACUGCAGUGAAGUUGGUUUUGAAAACCAUGAAGAAAGAAGAUGUGAUCGAGAUAUAUGAUCACUUUUUAGUCCAGAAGCCUCUCAUAGUUGAAGUAUGCAUUGGAUCUGACAUAUGAUAAUCUAGUUUUAUGCAUAGUAUCUGAUGUUUUAUGUUUUUGAGAGGAUUAAUGCAUUAGACAAUGUUUUUGUUUUUGAGAGGUUAUGUUUUAUACCUCUGGCCGAAUUAUAACUCUUUUGGUAUUUGACAAAUUUAAUAUUUUGGCUUA
Messenger RNA from Brassica napus (rape), 4383 nucleotides. Its product is annotated as nardilysin-like. Bases 1108 to 4233 code for a protein of 1041 amino acids. Gene Ontology annotation, cellular component: cytosol. The transcript is spliced from 17 exons. The record is from RefSeq and is a predicted model, not a curated record. Gene Ontology annotation, biological process: proteolysis. NCBI's taxonomy places the organism in Eukaryota, Viridiplantae, Streptophyta, Magnoliopsida, Brassicales, Brassicaceae. Gene Ontology annotation, molecular function: metal ion binding; metalloendopeptidase activity.